AUGGGUAAAGCAGUUAAAACUCGUAAAUUUGGUGCUGUCAAAAGAGUAAUUGGACAACGAGAUGCGCGUCUGAAGGAAAAUAAAGAUAAGGGAGAGGAAGGAGCCAAUAAGCCCACCGAAUUGGUUCGAGAAGCACCUCAAGUCUCAUCUGCCCUCUUCUUCCAAUACAACGAAGCCCUCGUCCCUCCAUACUCUAUCCUCGUCGAUACGAAUUUCCUCUCUCACACUGUUCAACGCAAACUUCCUCUUCUCGAAUCUCUAAUGGAUUGUCUCUACGCCAAAUGUAUUCCCAUCAUAACCUCAUGCGUCAUGGCCGAAUUAGAAAAACUUGGCCCAAGAUAUCGGAUCGCGCUGCGAAUUGCCCGUGAUGAGAGGUGGCAAAGAUUACAAUGCGACCAUAAGGGUGUCUAUGCAGAUGAUUGCAUUGUAGACAGAGUCCAAAAGCACAAGAUCUAUAUUGUGGCAACGAAUGAUCGGGAGUUGAAGAGAAGAGUUAGGAAGGUUCCUGGUGUACCGAUCAUGAGUGUGGCUAGGGGAAAGUAUGUUAUUGAGAGGUUGCCAGAUGCUCCAGAAAAGUAA
Sclerotinia borealis F-4128 is the source of this 579-nucleotide messenger RNA. The record is from the annotation of a GenBank genome assembly. Lineage: Eukaryota; Fungi; Ascomycota; Leotiomycetes; Helotiales; Sclerotiniaceae.